CUAAUAUCCAGCAACUGUUCGAAACCAUUUUCAAACUGCUCUAAACCGUUUUCAAAUUCAACCCAUCUUCAUUUCUUAAACCACACAAAAUCACCCGGGUAGUGUAUAUAUAAAUAUAGGAUGAAUAUCAAGUGAUGGGUUAAUUUACAGGCAAGGAGAGCAUUGUUUGCUUUAAGAGGACUGGUGAAGUUACAAGCACUUGUGAGGGGUCACCUGGUAAGAAAACAAACAACGGCCACCCUGCGUUGCAUGCAUGCCUUGAUAGCAAUUCAAGUCCGAGCACGAGUUCAGAGGAUCCAAGUGGCUGGGCAUGAACCACAGCUUCACAAUAAAAGGCCAACAACAACUCAGACUCAGAGGCUACUGGUUCAGGACAAUCAGCAGCACAGAAAAGCAUAUACCACAAGUGCUGGAACAAUUAGGGAAAUCAGUGAAACACAGGCACAUCCACAGGCAGGUUUGAAGAGUAGAAGUGGACAUGUAGAUAACCAAUUCAGCAGCAAACAUUGUUCUGGAAGAGUUUCGAUCUCAAAACGAGAACAUCAUCAACUAUGUCCUAAUCCGUCAGAAUUGACUGAUAUGAACUCGUCAAGAAACCACAACAGUCAAUAUGGGGAGUAUCAUUCCUUAACUGGAUCACAGAAUAGUAGUCGAUACAAUUCUCCCACGGCUAAAACAAAUCACCAAAUGAGAGCCCCUUUUGCCAUUCCUCUCCCAGAACAUGAUCACUACCCAUGGGCGUUGCCUAAUUACAUGGCAAAUACAGAAUCUUCGAGGGCAAAAGUUAGGUCACACAGUGAACCCAAGCAACGACCAGUAACCGAAUGCAGUAGUACGGUGAAGCAGAGGGGCCGGAGAUCAACAUCAAAAUCAAGUGAACUACAACUAGAACUGAUAGAUAUUACAAAGGAACAGGACAUUUCAUCAUCACGUGUGAAACCGGCCAAUGCCGAGAAGAACCAACACCCAUGGUUGAUCAAGCUUUACCGAUCAACAAAAAAAGCCAUCAAGGAUACGGAGUGUAAUGAUUCACCACACUCCAUCAGCACAAUCAGUGAUAAUACUUCCAACAACUGCAAAUCUUUGACUGCAUAUGAGGUAACUAAUAUAGGAAUGCUUUAUUCCUCAGUUCUAGUCUUCUUCGAAGUUCAAAGUUCACCUUUUGGCUAAUACCUGAAAUUUCUUUGAUGCAGCCUCCUUUGAACCUAUACUAACUGUUCAAACAGUUGAAGGCAUCAAACAUCUCUCCAAGGCAUCUCAGGGGUUUAUUCUCAAUCCAUGUCAACUGAGAUUGCAUUUCAAACACUAAUUGGUUGUGAAACUAUACCAUCAUACUAAGUUUAUCUAAAAAUAGUGCAAUGGAGUGCUGGUUCUCAAUGCCAUAAACAUGUCAUGUAGAGAUAGAUCAAGGGGUCAAUUUGGCUAUAUACAAUGUCUCAAAUCAAUUCACAGAUCACACAUUAUGUAAAUUUCCUGCAGACAAGCCUCAUUAUCAUUAUUAUUUUGAGUAUUUGGCCAAAUUAUGCUGUAGCGAAGUACUCAUAUACAACCCACAAUACUGAAAAGAAAGAGAAAAACAAUUUCAUUGAAGAAGCUUUUUUGCAAGUUCUAAAAGCUGCAAACCUUCAUUUGCUGUUGGUAGUAGUCCUCCGAAAAUUAAAUAAUUCACAGAUACUUAUAAUAAUCUUUCAGGCUAAUUGUCAAUAAAGUAAACAGGAGAACAGGAAAUAUGUUUGACAGGCUUUUCACCCAUCAAGCUAA
Messenger RNA from Camellia sinensis, 1761 nucleotides. The record is from RefSeq and is a predicted model, not a curated record. NCBI's taxonomy places the organism in Eukaryota, Viridiplantae, Streptophyta, Magnoliopsida, Ericales, Theaceae.